Messenger RNA from Phymastichus coffea, 833 nucleotides. Its product is annotated as U-scoloptoxin(01)-Er1a-like. Gene Ontology annotation, cellular component: extracellular region. NCBI's taxonomy places the organism in Eukaryota, Metazoa, Arthropoda, Insecta, Hymenoptera, Eulophidae. The record is from RefSeq and is a predicted model, not a curated record. The transcript has 5 exons. Gene Ontology annotation, molecular function: chitin binding. Bases 257 to 637 code for a protein of 126 amino acids.
CCUCAAAUCACUUUUAGCAUCCGUAGCUUUUUCGGCAUACCAUUGCCGGCUCUCUGUUGUGGCUCCAGUGGCUCUCUGUGAGCUUGUGAUUUAUUCGUUUAUUUUGUUUUAAAGCUCUGUUUUUCUCUGCUUUUCAUUGUGAACCGAUGCAGUUUUGACUGACAUUAUUUGACACAUUGUUCAAACUGCGAUAAAUGCAUGCGAUUAGCAUAGACGCUGGUUGAUUCAGGUGUUUUGAAAUUUUUUUCGGAUCAAAAUGAAGACUAUUUCGAGGUUCUAUUUGGGUAGCACUCUCCUUGUCAUUGGAUUGCUACUUUUAUACCGAACAAUGGCGCAAGUUGAUGGAUAUACGCCUGGAGUAGAUUACCCAAUAUACAAUUCCGUACCGUUUGGUCUGCCUUUUACCUGCAGAGGUAAAAUACCAGGUUACUACGCCGAUCCCGAUACGAGAUGUCAGGUAUGGCACUGGUGUAUUCCCGGAGGAAGGAUGUUCAGCUUUCUUUGUCCGAACGGAACUGUAUUCAGUCAAACGGCGCGUGUCUGUGAUUGGUGGUUCAAGGUUGACUGUGCCGACUCACCUCGUUUAUACAGUAUCAAUGAGGACCUUUACAAGGAUGCGCGAGGAAACUGGAUUUAAGCGUUUAUAUUACAGAUCGAACGCCCGUAUUGUUUUUUUCUUCAAAAAUAAGAAUGUAAAUUAAUAAACUUCACCUUAUUUUCAUACUCGGUACUAAAAUUGUUGACAAUAUAAUGUUCUUUUUGCCGACGUAUCGUAUGAUACGUAGAACCGUUGACUUUACCAACGCAGGAUAUAGUGACAGGUAUGUCGUAUU